Molecule: messenger RNA, 2891 nt
Organism: Salpingoeca rosetta
Lineage: Eukaryota; Choanoflagellata; Craspedida; Salpingoecidae
Exons: 19
Coding region: 116-2542 (808 amino acids)
Biological process (GO): negative regulation of gene expression via chromosomal CpG island methylation; DNA methylation-dependent constitutive heterochromatin formation; lymphocyte proliferation
Cellular component (GO): pericentric heterochromatin; nucleus
Molecular function (GO): ATP-dependent chromatin remodeler activity; chromatin binding; ATP binding
Source: RefSeq, a predicted model, not a curated record
GGGAAAACAAAGCAAAACAGGUUUGUUGCAGCACACACGCAGGGACACGCAGGUACAUGAGUCAAGCAACACACCACACACACACACCAAGCACUGGAGCGGAACAAGAGGCAAUAUGAUGCGUGGUGGUGUUGGUGGCGCUGUUGGUGGCGGUGAUGGCAAGAAGGAAGGAGAUGGAGAGGGAGUCGUGACGGCUGCGAUGGUGGCAGAAGAGGAACGCUUGCAAGCAGCUGCCAAGGAAGAACAGCAACAGCUCCAACAACAGGCCAAGGAGGAGUACGAGUCGCUCGUGGAGCACCAGCGCUACAUGCGUCUCAGCCAUCUGCUUGAACGCUCAAGCCUCUACACCCAGUUCCUGUACCAGCGUAUGCAGUCACAAAAGGAGGCAGAGCAGAAGCGCCAGGGGAAGAAGAAAGGCAAGAAGCAGGUACAGGCAACCGACCAAAGCAAAGGCUCAUCUCCCAAGGCCACAACAAGAACCAAGGCAACAUCCGCACAGUCACGUGCACACCACAAGACGAAGCGUGACGGCUCGUAUCGCCUCGCCGACUAUGUAGACGAGAAGGAUGUCCAGUCCAAGGCAGCGGAACACGCGUCCCAGACAGAGGACGAGCCGGUCCAACCCACCAAUCAAACCAAGAAUGUGCACAACUUCGAGCAACCCACGCUCGUCACAGGAGGGCAACUCCGCGACUAUCAGCUUGCGGGCGUGGAUUGGCUGCGGGCACUGUACGAGAAUGGGCUGAACGGCAUCCUUGCAGAUGAGAUGGGUCUUGGCAAGACGGUGCAGUCCAUCGCCCUCUUUGCCCACCUCUACGGCCACAAGGUGUCUGGUCCGUACUUGGUGGUGGCUCCGCUCUCCACCCUCCCAAACUGGAUCAAGGAGUUCCACCGCUGGACCCCUGACAUCCCCGUCAUCCUCUACCACGGCACGCCGGAGGAGCGAGCGGCGAAACGCCCGGGCAUCAUGAGCAAGAAGAACACGCUCAAGGGGUUCUCCACCGUCGUCACGUCGUACGAGAUGGUCAUGCGCGACCGCAAGUACCUUCAGCAAAUUCCGUGGAAGUACAUUGUGGUGGACGAAGGGCACCGCCUGAAGAACCUCAAUUGCCGACUCAUUCGCGAGCUGAAGACAUACCAGAGCGCCAAUCGCCUGCUGCUGACAGGCACGCCGCUGCAGAACAACCUCUCUGAGCUGUGGUCGCUCCUCAACUUUCUCCUGCCAGACAUCUUCGACGACCUGGACGCCUUCCAGCGCUGGUUCGACUUCAGCGACGUGUACAGCAAGGACGCUGACGCCCGCAUCCUCGCCAAGGAGCAAGAGAACCACAUCAUCUCCAAGCUGCACCAAAUCCUGCAGCCCUUCCUCCUGCGCCGGCUGAAGACGGACGUGGAGUUGUCGAUCCCACCCAAGAAGGAGAUGAUCCUCUACGCACCGCUCACCAAGCUCCAAAGCGAGUACUACAAGGCCCUACUCGACAAGUGUGAUCUGAAGGCGCUGCUGGAAGGGCGCGAAUCGCCGGCAGCAACCGCCCGCUCCUCCACCAGCUCCAGCCCAGCGCCGAGCGAGUUUGGGGGCUCAUCGCCGGAGAAGCCGCGCCGCAAGGCCGCCAAGCGCACCACCAGCUACAAGGAGCUCUCCGACACCAAGUACUUCAAGCAGCUUGAGGAAGAGGUUGAGCGUGAACGCCAGCAGCGUGCAAGCAAGCCCCCGAGCAAGUCGGCGCCUGCGCAGGCCGUGGCGGAGAUCAACGUCUCCAUGCAGAACAUCCUCAUGCAGCUGCGAAAGUGCUGCAACCACCCGUACUUGCUCAAGUACCCACUCACGCCACAGGUCUGCACGGCAUGUGUGUUGUGUGUGUGUGUGUGUGUGUGUGUCCGGCAAGCUCACCCAUUGAUGCACACUUCACUGCUCUUCGCGUGCCCUGCUCAGGACUACUGCUGGCUGCGGUCCUUCUCUGCCUGCCGCCUGGACGGUUCCGUCUCCUUUGAAGACCGCAAGGAAGAGAUUCGCCGCUUUCACGAAGACGACGAGUGCUUUGUGUUUCUGCUGUCCACACGUGCGGGCGGCCUGGGCCUCAACCUCGUUGGCGCAGACACCUGUAUCAUCUACGACAGUGACUGGAAUCCCCAAGUGGAUCUCCAGGCGCAGGACAGGUGCCACCGCAUCGGCCAGUCCAAGACGGUGCUUGUGUUCCGCCUCAUCACGGCCAACACGGUCGACCAGCGCAUUCUCGAGCGCGCAGCCGGCAAGCGCAAACUCGAACGCCUCGUCAUUCACAAGUCGCGUUUCAAGGGCCGUGGUAAAGAGGAGCAGCCGUUGUCAAAGAAAGAUUUGCUGGAGCUCCUCACACCAGAGGGCAGUACCGUCCAGUUUCAGUCGGAUCAGAUUCUGACAGACGAAGAGCUGGAGACAGUGCUGGACCGGGAUGUGGAUGCGGCGCCAGCACCGGCAACAUCGGCCGCGUUCAAGGUCAUCAACACGUCCUCCCCAGCAACCAUGGCUGUAUCUCACGACAGCGAUGAUGACGACGACGCGUGACAACGCCAUGACAUGAUGUGACGACAGCCCGUAGUUGCAGUUGCGUUGCACCACAUCAUCACGGCAUCGGCAGCAGCAACACGAUGGCAUGUGCACUGUUUUGCCUUUCACCCUUGCUGCAAUUGCCAAGAAUCCGCUCAGUUGGUGUCAGAUAGUCCCCCCCCCCCAACACAUGUUCGUUCCUGCUCCUGUGUUGCUUGGUCCACUAUUUUGAGACCCCUUGCUUGCGUGUACGCUCUUGAUUUGCACCUUUUUGCUGUAGUUUUGUACAACAAGGAUAGCACGUUGUGCACCCACACACGCACACGCACACACACACACACACGCACACACACACACGCACACACAC